Molecule: messenger RNA, 1379 nt
Organism: Effrenium voratum
Lineage: Eukaryota; Dinophyceae; Suessiales; Symbiodiniaceae
Source: the annotation of a GenBank genome assembly
GGGAGGGAGUCAGAGGCUUGGCGUUCCCAGAGCUUGGCGCCUCGUGACUCGCGCGAGCCGAUGAGCGUCCGACUCCAGGUUGUGGACGUGGAAGGCUUGCGCCAGCAGCUGCCCCUGAGCCGGCAAGACUCCAGCACAGAAGCCCGCGAGCGGCUGUUCAAGGAGUUGGUCGUGCGAGCCAACUGCCUGGUGCAGAUGGGGCAGACCAAGGCCAGCAAGGCCAGGAGCCGUGCCUGGAUUGGCACGCUGAGCCUGGAGAACUUGAGGCCCCUGCUGCGGCAAGCUUUGGGCUCCAAGGUGGACUGCGACAGCUCAAGCUUCAACGAGCUGGCGGACCAAGCUUGCCAUGUGGCGAGGACGUGGUUUGAGCCGGUCAGCGCCACGGACCAUGAGUGCGUGGACUUGAACCAGUGGCACGUCCUCUUGUUUGCCCUGGCGACCGGCUUGGGCCUGGCAUCUGCUGCACCGUGGCAGCCUUCGAAGAACGGCUGGACCUUGGAACUGCCGGACUUCGCCAACCUUUGCCAACGUCUCGCCACCGGCACCACGAGGCUUUCCGACUACCCCAUACCGGAGGCGGUGCAGGAGAAGCUCCGGUCCUGGGCCUCUGCGCCUUCAGAAGCGCCGCUGGACAUGGAGGGCGCUCCGAACUUCCAGCUGUUCCUCCAGCGCCUGGUCACAAGCCAGCUGCCCUACUGGCAUACAGCGGAAGAAGAGCUUCAAACCCGCAAGAGGGCCUUUCAGCUGCUGAAGCUCAUGAACAACACGCCCUCCCUGCCCAACUCGGUGCCGGGAAAGCUCACGCCGCGAAGCUCUUGCGCCAGCGUGGCGCCGCUGCUGACUUUGCCGCCCUCGCAGUGGCAGUCCGCCACCAGGCGAUCCUUCCCGGAAAAACGCAGAGAAGUGCCCGUGGCACCGAAGUUUGUGUGGCCCUUGACCACGAAUUGAUGCAGACUUUGCCUGAGUGCCGGGAAUCGCCGAAGACGGGGGGCACAUGUUUGCCUUCAGCGUGAGCACUUCGGAGUUGUGAGCAGUCAGGUGCCACCAAGAUUCUCAUGUCACUUGGGCAAUGUCACAAAAUCUCCCUGGCUCACACCGCGCGGCGCAGUACGAGGCGUCCACGCCGCCCGAAAUCAGGACGAAUUGGUCUUUCGGGCUCCUGAGUAUUAGGGCAAUGGGAACACCAUGCCCAAGACAUCCCCUGGCCUUUGCCAAAGCUAGCAGGCCGAGUGGAUCCCAAUACAAAGUAGCCGAUGCAGUUGCAGCCGCUCCAUUUCUAUGUUUCACCUUUGCCCGAAGACCGGGCCCAAAUGGUGCAUUCGGGGGCUCUGGGGUGGGGCCGCAUCUCAGCUACGCAAGGCAUAGGUUUUUGGCGGUGG